Molecule: messenger RNA, 876 nt
Organism: Dromaius novaehollandiae (emu)
Lineage: Eukaryota; Metazoa; Chordata; Aves; Casuariiformes; Dromaiidae
Gene: TPT1
Product: tumor protein, translationally-controlled 1
Exons: 6
Coding region: 129-647 (172 amino acids)
Cellular component (GO): cytoplasm
Molecular function (GO): calcium ion binding
Source: RefSeq, a predicted model, not a curated record
GACGUGCCCGCUAUAUGAGCUCCGCGAGGCGCUGACUCGGCCCUUUCCGCCUCGCUCCCGCCCGCUCUCGGGUCGCUGCGCAGAGAUCAGCGCCGCCGCCGCCGCUCCCGCCGCCCAACGCCGCCGCCAUGAUCAUCUACCGGGACUGCAUCAGCCAGGACGAGAUGUUCUCGGACAUCUACAAGAUCCGGGAGGUGGCGAACGGCCUGUGCCUGGAAGUGGAGGGGAAGAUGGUCACCAGGACAGAGGGUCAAAUUGAUGACUCUCUAAUUGGUGGCAAUGCCUCUGCUGAAGGUCCUGAGGGAGAUGGAACAGAAGCUACGGUCAUAACUGGUGUUGAUAUAGUAAUAAACCACCACCUGCAGGAAACCAGCUUUACAAAAGAGUCCUACAAGAAGUACAUCAAGGACUACAUGAAAGCAAUCAAAGCCAGACUUGAGGAACAUAAGCCAGAGAGAGUAAAGCCUUUCAUGACAGGGGCUGCAGAACAAAUCAAACACAUCCUUGCUAACUUCAAAAACUACCAGUUCUUUGUAGGUGAGAACAUGAAUCCAGAUGGUAUGGUGGCUCUCCUGGAUUUCCGUGAGGAUGGUGUGACCCCAUAUAUGAUCUUCUUUAAGGAUGGCUUAGAAAUAGAGAAAUGUUAACGAAUCAAACAGUAUGAUUUUUGGAUCACCUGUCUUCAUAGCUGGCUGCUGUUUCUUCUUCAUCAGCACAACACCAGGACUCAGCAAUGUCUAACAACUGGACUGAUGUCAUCUUGAGCUUUAUUCACUUAUUUUGACCCUGAUUUGGAGUGGAGGCAUUGUUUUAAAAAGAAAACAAAACCAAGCAUCUGUCAUGUAGGUUGUCUAAAAUAAAACUCAUUUAAACCCA